Messenger RNA from Psylliodes chrysocephalus, 1398 nucleotides. The record is from the annotation of a GenBank genome assembly. NCBI's taxonomy places the organism in Eukaryota, Metazoa, Arthropoda, Insecta, Coleoptera, Chrysomelidae.
UGAUCUUGCAUGCUUGCAAUUUGCAACGUCGGCAAAUAAUAUGUCUCAUGAAAUCAUUUGUUAAUUAGUUCACCAUUUUUACCGCGAACAAUUACUAGAAAUGUUUAAUUCUCUAGUUAGCAAAGAAAGGCCACACAUUAUUAAAAGUAUGUUCUUCUGUUUUUUGCAACUAUUUGCCUUCGUCAGAUCAGAUAUACAGCAAAUAAAAUUGAAUUUUUGACAGUAAUUUUUAACCUUACUUAUUACUGUCACUCUCUUUUCCCUUAUUUUAGGAAUUUAUUAUUUUUCUUAAAAAAACAAGAAGUACAUUAUAUUUUAAAAAAUGCUGGAUCAAGAAAAUUUAUCUGAUGUUAGUAAUUUAGUGAGUGAUAUAAAACAUAAAAAAAUAUAUAAUUCGUUUGAUGUAGCUUUGAAAACAGAGGACUUAUUAGAAAAACUAAUAUUACAACGACAAUGGAAGAGCGCUAGAGAGCUGAUGAAAUUAGUUAAGUCAAGGAUAAAGUUUAUUCGAGAUGAUUUACCUACAGAAGCUACUGCAACCAAUGUUAUGAGACAUAUUUUAAAAAUUAUUAGGGAAGAAUACGAAUCAGCUUCAAAGAAAAAAGGAGAAGGUCAGUCUUUGCAUCAACUAGUAACGUCCAAUUCCAGUGACAUUUUAGAUUAUUCAGAAUCUUUAAGUAGUUUAAGAUCAAGUAUUUUAGAUCAUUUAGGAGAAUAUAAAGUUGAGAUAGAAUCAAGUUGUGAUAAUAUUGCAGCACAAGCAUCUGAACAUAUUCACAUGGAUGAAAUGAUCAUGACAGUUGGUAAAUCGCAUACAGUGGAAAAAUUUUUAAAAUGUGCUGCCAAAGAUAGAAAUUUUAAGGUUGUGGUUGUUGAAGGAGCACCUUUCUAUUAUGGCCAUUCAUUGGCAGCUAGUUUAGCUAAAAGUAACAUCCAAACCACUGUCAUCCCCGAUUCUGCAGUAUUUGCCAUGAUGUCUAGGGUGAACAAAGUGAUUAUAGGUACCCAUACAGUCUUAGCUAAUGGAGGUUUAAGAGCUUCAAGUGGUAUACAUGCUGUAGCUUUGGCUGCUAAACAAUUCUCUGUACCAGUUGUUGUUCUUUCCCACAUGUACAAAUUUACUCCUUUAUAUGUUGUAUCUAACAAUCAUGAGGCUUUUAACAUCUGUGCAUCACCAGCAGAUGUGAUUCCACAAUCUGCAGGCAAGAUACUGAACGAUAUUGAAGUGUAUAAUCCUAUUUUUGAUUACGUACCGCCUGAGCUUGUAACAUUAUUCAUUUCUCAUCAGGGAGGCAAUGCUCCAUCAUACGUAUACAGAUUAUUAUCAGAAUUAUAUCAUCAAGACGAUUAUGAUAUGUGAAUUUAAAAAAAAUAAAUAAGUUCUAAAAAAAACCGUAA